Messenger RNA from Brassica rapa (field mustard), 5192 nucleotides. RefSeq lists its product as uncharacterized. The record is from RefSeq and is a predicted model, not a curated record. Lineage: Eukaryota; Viridiplantae; Streptophyta; Magnoliopsida; Brassicales; Brassicaceae.
AUAUCUAGAGCCGCAAACCAACCUCAAAGAACCCUAAAUCGAAAACUCUCAUUUCAUAUUCUUCUUCAUCGAUUUUGCUCUAAUCUCUUGGAUCCUCUAGAGAUCGGUUUGGUUUUGCAGGAACAACAAUCCAAUCAAGAUGCCUCCAAGAACAAGGAACCCUAAAGCACUCAAGGCCUCUCGCGGAGCAGCCACGCCUUCUCACUCCGCGAACGUCCCUUCCUCCUACCCAUGGCCGAACAAGGCUGAGGGUCAACCGAUCAACAUCAAUGACCCACUACUCCUUGACUACAAUUGUGAGGGGUGGGACAAGGAGUCCGCAGCAAGAUACAACAGGCUUCUCGCAGCAGAGAUCCUGCCCACACGAUUUGCUCACGCGGAGACCUUAGCUGCUCUUGGUCUCGAGUCUGAUGUGUUCGAGACGCUCGAUGUCAUGGGCCUCGCUCCUCUCUGCUACCAAGCCCAAGUUCUCUAUCCAGAUUUGGUUCGGCAAUUGCUCGCAACAGCUCAGAUUACUUACCAGAACCCAACUGCGCCAACAUACGAGAACUGCUACUUCUCCUUCAUGGCUGACGGCAAGUUCUGCUCCAUCUCUCUCCACGAUCUAAACGAACUACUCGAGAUCGCAGACACGCCAAGAGAGGUCUCAGUUGACAAAAAGUUCGCGCCAGCAAACGCCUUUUGGGAUCUCAUUGCGACAGGGAAGUUCACUUCUCGCAAGGCUUAUCAGUCACAAAUCCGAAACCCCACUCUGCGUAUCAUUGCCAAGAUCGUCUCGAACAUCCUAUUCGCAAAGGAACACACCUCCAAGGUCACAAACGGAGAGCUGCAGGUUCUAUACACCGGCCUCGAGGAUGAGAUCCGUAGAGACAGAGUCAUACCGAUACAGACUGUGAAAACAAACCCUGGAUUCCUUCUCAUCACGAUGCUCUCUGAGCGCAAGGAUUCCAUGGUCCGAACGGAAGACAAGAAAGAUCGUUGCGGCAGUGUUCUCACACCCUUGUUCAAACGCUUCAACAUCGACCUGGAUUCCUACACGGUUGUUCCUGAGCUUGAGUACAUUGACACCGCCUAUUUGAUCACGUGCCACAUCCUGCGCGACGAAAGCACAUACAAGUUCACAGACAAGGACGGGAUCACUCUCUACUGCAAGCUCCCUCUUCCAGGGUUAACAGAUUUCACAACCUUGGAUAACAUAGUGUUCUUGCCAAACGCAGAACACUUGUGCGUCGACCCCCGAGCGCCAAUUCCAGAUGACAAUGCGGCAGGGGAUGAUGCGGAGGACAUAACUCCCCCUGCUGAUGGUGCUUACGACCUAGAGGACCUCACGGAUGUUACAGAUGACCACGCCUACAGACGUUGGAUGGUGGACUCCCAGAAGAAAAACAACAGCCUCAUGAAGAGGAUCCUCAGAGCACUCACUGGAGGCUGCAUCAGAAGUCAGGAUGAGCAGACGACGCAAGGAACAAGGCGCCCAGGCAAAGAACCAGCGGGCACUUCAGCUAGAGAAGAGAGACUUCCGAGGAACCGGAGAACAGCCGGCCACUCCAGCAGCGGCGAUUCAGACUGAGUCCGAACGGACUAUUCCUAUUCCCUUGUUUUAUCCAUCUGAACUAUUUAUUUCCCUGCUAUUUGUUUUUGGUUUGGUGUGUUUUAGCCUCCUCCGAUUUAUUUUCACAACCAGGGAUGGUGUGAAGUAAGUCUGGGGGAGAAACUCUGUACGAUUUCCAUGUUUUAUUGAGUCAGUCCCUAGGAUCGAGUCAGUCCAGUCAAACUUAUUGUGGUAAUCAGGACCUUAUUUUGUGAUGAUUUCUUAACCACCUCGUGCUUUAACCUUCUUAUUCAGUGACCUUAGCAGUGAUGAAAGACCCACACAUGGACCUGGAACACCCUGACUUAUCUCAUUUGACACUCCAGAAGUUCUCCACCGAUCAGGUUACACUGGGUAGACUCAACUCCACUAUAUCUGAACCUAAUCUGGACUUUAAUUCUUCUUGUUAUGGGUACUAGAUCAGGGAAACGAGACCUAUACUCAGGACUUCUUAUCCUUUUUAUCCAUCUUGCUGUUCCUGAGUAGCUAGCUCAUCUUUAGCUAGUUCCCACCUUGUACCUUAGCCUUCGUUCCAACUUCAGGCAUUUGUUUCUCAGUGUUAUAUGUGCAGAUAUGUGCAAAAAGGUUGGAGAGGAAAGGAUCAACGCAGCCUUUACUCGUUACUGCUGCAGAAAUUCAAUCAGAAAGGAGAACAAGCAGAUCAAGGGACCAACUGCUCCAUGACCAAUGGAUCGUGCAAGUAUAGCAGAAUGAUGCGAAUCAGAUCCACCAGUGGCCUUCUCAAAAUCACAUGCUACCUCCUUCUUCGUCACCUCAUCUCUACUUUCAUGCCAUUUGAAAAAAAAAAAAAAAAAAAAAAAAAAAAAAAAUUUAAUUACCUUUCGUUUUUGGCAUUUGACGAUGGAGAAGGAGAUGAGUUCGAGGGAACAUGAGCCACUGGGAAAGCCAAGAAGGAGUUCAGGCUAAUUUUCGGAGAACAUAGAAGGGGGCAAGCAGAGCAGUCUGAUGACUGUUCCAGAACAGAGAGCAACCGUUCGAAAGAGAGCAAAAAACGAGUAGAGGCUGUGGACAUCAAUGGAUCCGUUCUCUCUUGCCAUUUUGUGCGAUAUCCUGCAUCCUCUAAGAAAUCGGUAACCCCUAAACACUCUCAACUCCACCAUUAAAAAGCUUGUUCCAUACCUAGACCGUCCACCCUGAGUAGCGCCCAUGACAAGAAGCUCACGAAAAUUCUAAUUGAACAAAUGGAGUUUGGUCUCGAAAGUGUCGCUUUUUCAGGUCAAGAUGUAGAGUAAGGAGCCGAUCUGUGAACAGCGAUCAGGGGUUUCCAGUAAGUGUGUGUGGUUCUAAUCUACUGCUUGUAUGGUUCAGAGAUUUGUGGUAAGAGUAUGGUUGCUGAGAAUAAGCGAGUUCCCACACUUUCAAACUUUUCUCCUGUUCUUGAUACUUGCCUUGUUCGAGGACAAACAAGGAUCUAAGUCUGGGGGAAUUGAUAUAUGGUGUUUUUCACAUCAUUGUAUAGGUGUUUUUGUAUUGAUUCGAGUCCAUAAUCCGAGUCAGUCUAGUCCUUUUUGAUCUUUUACAGGUCUGGAGUUGGUAGAAGAAUGAAGAGAGCAUGUUUGAAGAGAAGCUGUCCUUUUGGAGCAUUUUGCGGAGAACACUCAAGACGAACAGUCCCGAGACUGUUCUCAAGCAGAACAAGCAGACGGAGUGAUCCCGAGGUUGUUUCCGACAAAUAAGGAAGCUUUUAUUUUCGGGAAUUAAGGCCUUGUUGCCCUAAUUUCUUUUCUACCUAUUGGCGCCUCCAUAUAAAGACGCCAUCUAUCCUAUUUUAUGAUUUACGCUAGUUUUUACAAGAGAACUAUUAGCUUUUGCGAUCUGCAACUUGUAAGGGAGAAGAAUCCAUUCUCUCAUAGAGAAGACCUUCUGAACCCUUGUUUACUACUCUAUUUAUUAUGCAAUUUCAUUCAGUAGCUAUGUGUUUGAUUGCUUGCAUCAUGAUUGAGUAGUGAUCCAGCUCGCCUAGGGUUUUUAGGGUGUUGAAAUAUGAGCUAAACAUAGAUAAGCUAUUCUUGAUUAUUCUUCAUCCAUACUAUUCUUAAGGCUUCCAUUAAUCUGAUCAUUUGAUGUUAGAUCCUAAGUUUAUCACCUAGCUAGCCGCUUAGGAGAUAGCUUGACAUGUAUUGAAUGAGCUUAGUAUCCCUAAUCAGCGAAAGUAGAUAUUAGGGUAGUAAGUGAACUGAUCGGACCUGACCUCUAAGGCUUGCAGUCGUUUCUCAUCUCAACGACAGUUAGAUGAUGGGAUCGACCAGCAAAGAGAUCACCACCACGACAGUGGGGUGUUCCAGCUGAGUGAUCCGAGUUCUAGAAAGCACUGCACCGCGCUUGAAUAAUUGUUUGGCUCUCGCUCAGCACCCAAUGAAAUACCCUAGGCUAGCCGCUUGUUAAAUUGAAUCAAUCUCUAGUUUACUUGUUUUCCGCGUCACCAAUUGAAUUAAAAACCAUUUUCUUCUUAGCUUGAUAUUGAAAUUUAUAAGAGUAAAGUGUAGACUGGUCCUCUGGAUUGAAUCUAAAGUACUAUAAUCACAACUGUUAACUUGGCAGUAGCAAGGAUUCAUAUUUAGUGUAUCAACUCGUAAGAGUUAAUUUAUAUGUUUGUAAUCUGAUUUGUACUAUGUAUAAUGAUGUUUGAUCUUAAUUUGUAUAUUUUAUUAUUUUUAUUAUUUUUAUUAUAGAUUAUGUUUAUUUUAAUAUUAAAAAUGAAUGGAUUCUAAUUUUGUGGUUAUACGUUUUUUUCAAUGAAUUUAUUUUCCAAUGAGCGAAUAUUAUACAUACAACUAUUUUGGUCUAAAUACUUCAAAUUAAAAUUAUAAUACAAAGUUUAUAAUUAUAUAUGUAAUUCAGAACAUAAAGUUACAAUUAAAUACAUUGCUAAUAUUUAUUUGUUGUUUAUUUUGUAAGUUGUAAAAUUACGACCACUUCCGCUUUUACUUUUUUUUUUUUUAAGAAGCUUGUUUCCUAUAUGCUAUGUAAUUCACUUAUGACUACUUUUUUAAAAAAAAAUAUUUGAUAUGGUUUUAUUUAAAUUAUGAGAAAUUUGUAUCUUAAACAUGUGUUGAUUUUGUCCAAUUUUUUUAAAAUGUGAAUAUAUUUGAUAUGCUUUUGUAAGUUUACUCUUAGUUAUUUCUGACUGUGUGUGAUGUUUAUCUGUGGAUUUUUUGCUAUGUUUAUUGGUGGAUUUUCAUUUUGUGUUUGUAUUUAUGUGUAACGUGAUGUUUAUACGUUGUUAGUUCAUUAUGAUAUAUAUAUAUAUAUAUAUAUAUAUAGCUUUAUUAUGGGUUCGAAGAUUCAUAUUUCAUUGAACGCCUGCCUGUUUAUAACAAUUGGUUGUUAAAAUGUUAGGUUGUCAUAUGUAUCCUAACUUCGAAGAUGAUAUAAAUAGUGAAAGUGGUUGCUUAAACUAUUAUUUUGGAGCUGGAAUGGAUAUUAAGGUACACAUCUCUUUUAAUUUCCAUUUGGGUUUUAUGCAAUUUCAAUUGUAUUGUUGAUUCUUAUAUAUAGUCUUCUGAAUUUAUGCUCAGACUUCAAAAUUUUUUCUUUCUUGUAACAAAGAUUUAUGGAAUUUAUUUUUUCCAUGAAAAAA